Molecule: messenger RNA, 7088 nt
Organism: Hippopotamus amphibius kiboko
Lineage: Eukaryota; Metazoa; Chordata; Mammalia; Artiodactyla; Hippopotamidae
Gene: REXO4
Product: REX4 homolog, 3'-5' exonuclease
Exons: 10
Coding region: 156-1451 (431 amino acids)
Biological process (GO): rRNA processing; DNA catabolic process
Cellular component (GO): nucleus
Molecular function (GO): nucleic acid binding; 3'-5' exonuclease activity
Source: RefSeq, a predicted model, not a curated record
CUUCCGGGGUCGCGGCUGCGGCGGUCCGCCGGGCCGGGGAGAGCGGUGUUGGCCGGGGAGCGCGGGGUUUGCCGGGGCCUGUGUUCGGCGGGCAGGGUCCGGCUGCGGGGCCGCGGCGCCGCCGUGGGUGGGCGCGGGGCCUGGACGCUGCCCGCAUGGCGGAGGCGAGGGUGCUGGCCCCCGAGCGCGCCGCGCGCAGCCCCGCGCCUGAGCCCGGGCUCGGCCGCAAGCCGAAGCGGAAGAGACGCGGAAAGACAAGGUCCUGGAGGCACAGAGCGCGGGGGGCCGGCGGGACGCCGGGGGACGGCUCCCGUGCGGUCGCGCCGCUUCCCCCGAAGGCGCCGGAGGGCUUCUCCCGGAACUGGAAGGCGCUGCAGCGGCUGCUGAAACAGAAACCACAGGCCCCAGGAGAGCUUCUUGUCCUCUCUCAGACGGAUUCCAAAAAGCAGUCGCAAAGUGUCCAAGAAAACAGAAAAGUGAUCUCAGAUAAAGCAAAGAUAAAUAAGACGGGGACAGAAAACACAGACCCCAAGGCCACCAGGGGUUCCAUGCCCUCAGGGUCUCUGACGAACAGGAGGCUACGGGCACAGCGCAGCGAGAAAGGGGCCAAGAGAAGGACCGAAGGUGACAUUUCUCCAGAACGGGUGGGCAUCAAACAUAAGAAGCGGAAAGUCGAGGAGGCGACUGCCACCCUGCCUCCCGCCCUGCCCACCGAGGAAGACAUCUGGUUUGAUGAUGUUGAUCCGGCAGACAUCGAGGCAGCGAUGGGCCCGGAGGCAGCCCGGAUCGCGAGGAAACGGCUGGGUCAGAGCGAGAGCAGCCUCACGCUGGUGAAGGAGUGCGCUUUCAGCGGCCUGACUAAAGCCUUAGCCGUGGACUGUGAGAUGGUGGGCGUGGGUCCCAAGGGGGAAGAGAGCAUCGUGGCCCGCGUGUCCCUGGUCAACCAGCACGGGAAGUGCGUUUAUGACAAGUACGUGAAGCCAACCCAGCCGGUGACCGACUACAGGACGGCGGUGAGCGGGAUCCGGCCUGAGCACCUGGCACAAGGAGAAGAGUUUGAAGUUGUGCAGAAGGAGGUGGCAGACCUGCUGAAGGGCCGGAUUCUGGUGGGACACGCACUGCACAACGACCUGAAGGCGCUGUUUCUGGGUCACCCGAAGAAGAAGAUCCGGGACACUCAGAAGUACAAGCCCUUCAGGACCCAAGUGAAGGCAGAGCCCCACCCCCACCCCGCGUGGCUGAGCGCUGGCCUCCCCUGGCAGAGCGGGCGGCCGUCUCUGAAGCUGCUUGCCGAGAAGGUCCUGGGGAUCCGGGUGCAGCAGGCGGAGCAUUGUUCGAUUCAGGAUGCGCAGGCGGCGAUGAGGCUGUAUGUCCUGGUGAAGAAGGAGUGGGAGAACGUCUCCCGAGACAGGAGGCCCCUGGCCCCCGACGUCUGCAGUGACAAUGCCUAGCAAGAGCCUGCCCUGUGCCGCUCCCAGGGCCCUGGGUAGCUGUGACCAAGUCACGGGACAGAUGGAGUCUCCCCGGAGCCGCGGCGGCGGGGCACAGGCAUGCGUGCUGCUGCGCAGAGCUUCCUCCGUCUAGUUGUGGCAUCUGAGACUCAUCCCCGCACACGGGGGCGGGCAGCACACAGGGAUGAGAGGAGGGGCUGUCCCCAGGGCUUCCCUGGGUCCUGGGGCCAGAAGCACCCAGUUCUCCCCCGGGCUGUGGCACCUGCCUCUGGGGAGGCCCCUUUCCCUUGUUGCCUUGGGAGACCGAGAGAGAAGAACUCCUUGGACUAGGCCUGGACCACGCAGCUGCAGGCAGCCCAGCGGCGACCUCAUCGAGGACUUUCCUGUGGUUCCUUUCUCACCCACUGCCCCCACCACCACCACGCACACCCGCCAAGUUUAAACUCCAGGUCGGAGCCCACCGUCGGCGAGGGGCGCACGGGCUGCCCAGCGCGGUGACAGCAGUGGUCCCUGGAGGUAGGCACCUCCCGCCUAGGACGGACCUGCUGACUGUGGGUGGCCCGCAGCCCUCUCUGCGCGACCCAGGUGUGGGGGGCUUUCUGAGGACGGGAGCGGCCAGUUGCACUUACUGGAGUGAUGCCCCGGGUGCUACUGAGCCCCGACGCCUGUACGAAAAGUCCAGACCCACCAAGGAUGUCGUGUGACAUAAACAGCUUUUUACUUGAGCUGGAGCUCGUGGAGGCGCAGUGUCUGAGAGCACCGCUGUGUCCCACAGCUGGUCCUGGGGGACAUCUCUCCCUGACCCCCACCCCUAAGGAGAGGCCCUGUGGCCCCGGGUGGCCGCCUGGGGCUGGGCCCACUGCCCACUCUGGGAGGUGGACUGGGAGGCCUCCUGCAGGCCCUGGAGCACGCUGUGUGCAUACGACACCAGCUCCUGGAAGGAAAAAAGUAGGUCAGCUGUUUUCACGAAUGGUCUCUGGGUCCACGACUAGUUAUUUCUGUUACUUAAUCCGCUUUUCUUUGAAGACAUCUCAUUCCCCUUCCCUUCAGGGCUGACUUCGGCCCCAUUGUGGAUGAGGGGUGACACGGGGAGAGCCGCUUAAAACCACACAUGCAGCAGUCCCGGUCGCCUCCACCCACACCUCUCGUCCAACCCCUGGACUCUGUGCACCCGGGUCUGGCCGGGUCGGCCUCGCCGACACUCACCAGGCUGGAGGUGAAGCGCCCGUGGAUCUCCUCGACCAGGGGCUGGAUGCCGCUGGACACCAUCUCAGACAGGAUCUCCUCUGUGGGCAGAGCAGAGGCGCCUGAGGCCAGGGACGAGGCAGCCCCUCCCAGGCUUCGCGUGAGCCGCCCGGACGCGGGAGCAGGCGUCACCCGCGCCAGCACAGUGCCUGGCACGGAGGGUUCCUGCCCUUCCCCCUGUCAGUAACAGCCGCGAGCAGGCCGCCUCUUGAAGGCUGGCUCCCAGGGAGGCGUGACGAGGGCAGAGGGUCCUCACUGUAGGAGGCCAGGCGGGCCAGCAGCAUGCAGAUGCUCUCCACCACCUCCGGGUCGUCCCUGUGGAGCUGGUACGUCUCCUGGAUGAGGGCGAGGCCGCUCUUGCCCUCCUCGGGCAUCACCACCUGCAGGGCCGCCAGCUCUGGGCGGUGGGAGGGGGGACAUUGAGAGCCCAGAGCGCCUGGGGUGCCAGGAGCCUCAGCUGGCAGAGGACGCCACACUGUCUUGCAGCCUGGGGACCUCUGAGUGCAGGCCUUGCCCAGCUCCUCCGCACCCCAUCCUGUUUGAUGGCGGGAUCCCGCAGGGCCUGCAACCUCGGCCGGGCUCCAGGCCCCAAGUGUCCACGAGGGGCUGUGGUGCCCAGUCGGGUGCAGAGCCUGGUGGGGGCGGAGGGACAGCCAGGCUCCGUGUGGAGGUGGGAGCUGGAGGAGAGCCUGCGCGCACGUGGCCUGUGCGUGGCGGGGAGGCAGUCACGGGACAGGGUUACACGAACAGUGAGGAGUGUGUGUAGAGAAGGGGUCCAUAGUGUCACCUGCACAACGGGGCUGUAGGUGUUUCCCGUCCCCUUUUCGAGUGUUUGUUUUUGGUGUGUGGGCUGCCGGCAGGCGUUCCUGGGGGAGUCGGCCGCCGCCUCCUAAUGGCAGCCCCGCCAUCCCCGGGCUCACCAGACACCUUCGCGAGGCUGGCCAGCCCCCGGUAGGCGUGGUUCACCAGCAGGACUUGGUCCUGGCGCAGCCGGAUGCUCUGCAGGAACAGGACCGCCACUUCUUCAAACUGCUGCUCCUUUAUGCAGCCUGCGGGGGAGCCGGCACGCGCCUCGUCUUGAGGGUCCGGGGCCACCCCUCUGGCCCUGGGGCCCCAGCCGCUCACCCAGCAAGGACAACAGCCACAGGACCGCACAGCCGGCUUCGGCCAUCUCUGCGUCCGUCGGGGACAUGCCUCCUGGUCCAGGGUCACUGCUGUGUCCACCCCGGUGAGAGCACCAUGUCGGGCACACGGCCGCCACACGGGACGUGCUGCUGCCUGGGGAAGACGCUCUGGGCCCCCAGCUGCUGCGUGCCAGGGGGCUGCUGGUUCCAUCCCUGGUCAGGGAACUGGAUCCCAUAUGCCACAACUAAGAGUUCGCAUGCCACAACUAAAGAUUCCACACGCUACAACUAAAAGAUCCCACAAGCAGCAACAAAGAUCCUACCUGCCGCAACGGAGACCCGGCGCAGCCAAAUUAGUAAAUAAAUAGUUUUUGCAAAGUUUUGCUGGGCGCUGGGGCUGUGCCUCCUGUGCUGACGGGGAAGCUGGCCCCAUGGGUCCCACGCUCAGAGAUGUGGCCGCAGUGUGGGGCAGCCCAGCUCGCAGGAGCCACUGCCCCUGCAGGCAGCACUGUGUGGCACCAAGACCCCAGGUGGCACGUAGAGACAGGCUGAAAUGCCACUCCGGGGCCUGAGCUCACCUGAUGUUUAUUCGCUCCAAGGGGUCAGCCUGGAGCAUCAGAGGCAAAAGGGCACCGAAGAUUUUCGCAUCAGGGACGCUCCUCUCCUCCAUGGUCCUCAGGACACCCCUCAGGCUGUCAGGGGAACUCCGGAUGGACUUCCGCAGAAGCAUGGCUUCUGUGGUCUAGGAGGAGACAGAGAACCGCUUGUGCACUCCCUCAGCUAAAGGAAGACGGCCUGACCUUGGGCAGAGGGGAGGCGAUGGGGCCCCCGCCGCCAGGAAUGCCCAGAGGCCACCUGCGCCCCAGGGUUCUUGUACGAAGAAGAAAUGGAGGGUCGGAGAAAAGCGAAUGGCCGUCUCACUGGCUGGAGGAGGUGGAGGACCACCCUCCCUCCACAGCUGGAAUCCGACCAUGGGCCGUUUGUGCACCUGAACUUGGCUGGUCUCGUCCAGGAGGGGCUGCUGUGUGGGCGGGUUUGAAAGUUACCAUCACCCCCUCACAAGGGUCCUGUAGGGUGGAGUGCGGGGGUGGAGGCGCCACACGGGCCCGCAGGGCACUCAGCACAGGCAGGAUACUGAUGGGAAGAGGGCACCCCUUUCAGCGCCAGGGUGGGCAGAGCCCGGCUCCCUGGGGCUGUGGGCAGCGGGGCUGGGGUGUGGCGGGGAGGGGCAGAUGGAAGCCCCUCACAUCCAGGAAGGAGCAGCUGGCCAUGUCAAGGAUGAUGCAGCCCAGGGACCAGAUGUCAGAUUUCUGGCUGAAGGAGAAGCUGAGGGCUUCGGGGGCCAUCCAGGACUUCUGAAAGGGCUCUGUCGGCAGGAGUGAGGUGGGGAUGUGUGAGUCCAGUGCUCCCUGGGGAAGCAAGAAGCUUGCAAAAUGAGCCCCCACCCCCUUCUCUGGGGAGGCAGAGAUGCGCAAUCUGAGGGGAGGGGAAGAGGCCGCUGGUCAGUAAGAUCCUGGCCCCUGAUCUUCAGCCAGCGAGGCUGCCCAUCUCAGCAGGGGCCCGCCAGGCUGGCCGUGUGCGCGUCGUGUCCCUCCGCGGCGGCAGAAACAGUCUGAAGAGCCACGUGCCGAGGAGACUAAUACACGCACCCUCCUCAGCGUCCUGCCCCUCCCGACACUUAGCUGGGACCUGGAGGCAAAGUUCUAGUUGCCCUGCCCUUGUUUCUAAGCCUGAACCCCUGGGACUUCCCUGGCGGUCCAGUGGUUAAGACUCCACGCUUCCACUGCCGGGGACGCAGGUUCGAUCCCUGGUUGGGGAACUAAGAUCCCGCAAGCCGUGUGGCCAAUAAAUAAACAAACAAACCUGAACCCCAGACAAGGAGCCAAAACAGCAGGAUCCCCAGCCCAGAUAGAUGAGUGGGUAGGUGGAUGGACAAGUGGAUAGGUGGACAUGCCUGACAGGCCUCAGGCAGCCCCUCCCUCUCUGGACCUCCACCCCCCAAACAAAGAGCAAAGGGGUGGGCUCCCAGGACCCCUGCCAUCUGCACCUCCAGAGGAUCCACCCAUCCACUCACCUGCCCACCCACACCCGCCCAUCCAUCCAUCCAUCCAUCCACCUAUCCACCUUUCAUCUAUCUGCGUGUCCGUCUAUCCACUUGUCCAACCUCCUACCCACCUACCCAGUCAUCUAUCCAUCCAUCCACGUACCCACCCACCCGUCCAUCCAUCCACCAAGGACGGGGUGCCACCAGUCCCUGUCAGCCCAGGACUCUGGGAUUCUCCACUGGAGAGCUGCUCUCUCCACCCCUGAUAGCUGUUAUAGGCUUGAAGCCCAGCUCCCUUUGCCCUGUUGUCUUUUCAAAGGAAGGAAAACGUCUCUCCACGACUGCUCGCCUCGACCAUCUCCUGGGUUAUUUUGAGACUCAGUACAGUAACCCAGCCCACGCCGGUGCCUGGCGUCCGUCACUUUCCUCCCUCCCGAGGCUUUCCCUCCCCCUCCAUGAAGGUUAACAUUUUCUGAGUGUCUUUUGGUCGCUGCACGCCCCCUCCCCACGGUGGUACUUCUGCUCAGUUACAGUCCAUGCAAGGGGGUCUCUUUGGAGUCCACAUAAGCCCAGGGGGGGUCUGUGGGGACCUUCUGAGCAAGGAGAGGUUUGCUGUUGCCUUGCUCCAGCACCCAGGGUGGCCACUGCCCUUGGACUCCAGGGGCGACCCCUUCCGGUGGACGGCCCCUCCCGCACUGCUCCCCAGCCACCACUGUCCCCUGGCCGGGAGGACGCCAGCCACCUUCCUCCGCACGGACGUUCCACUUGGCUUCGUCGGUCAUGAGCGUGUUGGAGCUCAGGUCCUGCAGUUUGCAGUGGUCGCUGCGGACCAGGGCGAUGUUGGAGGGCUUGAGGUUCCUGAAACCGAGAGAGGCACCCUUCCACCCACCGCCUGGCAGGGCCACGUCCGUGAGCCCUCUGCUCCCGCCACACCAGGGCCGCCACCGCAGCCCACACCCCUCCUCCUCUCUCUUCAGUAAAUGCCCUGUUCGGCCCACUUUCUAAAUAUUGUUUCCUGUAAGCAUAAAUAAACUCAGUGAUUUCCAAAGGGAAAAACGAGCCAACUACGAGCAGGGAAACCCAGUCCCUCCGUGGUCCCUCCGCUAACAUCCUUCCAGAUCUCAGCUGCGCGUCUGCUUGGGGACUGGCUUUCCAUCAUUUCCUAAGGUCCAGUGACAUUGACACGGAGUCUCAAGCACUUCCUUCCUACAUUUCGUUCACACG